Messenger RNA from Durusdinium trenchii, 3684 nucleotides. The record is from the annotation of a GenBank genome assembly. NCBI's taxonomy places the organism in Eukaryota, Dinophyceae, Suessiales, Symbiodiniaceae.
AUGGCCUGCUGCGCCAAGUGCCGCCGAGCACCUCCUGCUGGAGGUGACUCGUGGUGCUUGGCCUGCACCGCCUGUGAAGCGCUCGGCGCGGAGCUGGGGUUCCACUGGGGACACCCCGGGCUCCGCGCCGUCGCGACCGACAUCUGCGUGUCGGCGGUCAGGCAGGUGCGGGCCCUUCGUGUGACGCGGGUGGUCCCGCCCGCGGCUGGGGCACCUCGCGACCCCGCGCCGCGCGGUGUGGUGACACCGCCGCCGGUGGCCGGAGCUGGAUCUGAGCCAUCGGACCCCCGGAGGCCCUUGGCGAGGUCUCCUCGGCCGGCCGCUGAGGCCCGUGAGGGUGAGCGGAGCGGCGCUGCUGCUUCGGCUCUCGAGCCGCCUGAGGCGGAAGAAGAGACCUCAGGAGAAUCGGAGGAAUCCGGAUCCGGGUCGGAGGUGACCACUAUUGGGCCGGGAGUGACACCGGUGACCACUACAGGGCUGGCUGCAAAGGCGCGCCCUGAGGCCAGGCCGUCGAAGGAGGUUGACGAGGUGGCCAAGGAGGAGGUUGAAGAGGCGCGAGACGACGGACGAGAGGCUGACAAGGCUUUGUUGCAUGUAGCACGAGGAGGGGACGACUUCUUCGGGCGCUACGAGGUUUCAAAUUUCGAGCGCUGGAACUUGUUUGCCCCUCGCGCAGGAAACGUUUUGACGACCGAGCUGCCAGGAGAGUGGUUCGGUCAAGAUGGUAUAGAAGGAGUUUUUGUGGUAACCGACAGAGAACUGCAAGCAGAUGGUUCGAUGCUGGUAUAUGUAAGGGCUGUUGGAGCAAGUCGAGACGAUGCUCUACCAGCUCUAUCCUCGAGUUUCAACCGGCGAGCUGGCGCUCUCCACAUUUGCCUUGGAGAGGGGCCGUGCUCAGCCGAAGGGGCGGUUUUCCACGUAAGAAGCCUGGAGCUGUGGGAUGGACCUACGUUCCCAGGCCACCGCCUGUCGGUUGGAGGCCGCCGGAUGCUCAAGCAAGUCCUGGCGGGCGCAGAGGUUGCAGAUGGAGCGGAAUGGGAAGAAGGCCCAGCAGUCGACCUUGGAGAUUCGUCAAAGAAGGGGUUGAUUGCAGAGCCGGAGAAGAAGCGGAAGAGAGAUACAGGCACAGGAAAGGGAGGUCGUCCCCCGGUUCGCCCGAAGCCGAAGAAGAAGCAGGACGGAGAUGGAGGAGAUUUUCCGCCUACGGCCCCUGGCAUUUUGCGAGACAGGCUGGAAAAGAUCCGUGCCCGUCAAGAGACUAUGGGUCGUGGAGCGACCCCAGAGAGAGAUGGAGAAGACUUGGAGAAAGGGGAGGCUGGAAGUGCCGCCCAUGCAGUGGAACGCUUGACGACGUCGAGGAAGCUUGGCGAGACCUCGAUUGUUGCUGGAAGAGGAGUUCAGAGGCCGGGCAAUGGUCAGGCGGAGCGAAGAGGAGGUACUAUGAAGAGCUUGACGGACAAGCCUCGGACGGCUGGAGUCACUUCGAGCCUGGUCCUGAGAGCAGCAGAGGCGUGCAAGAGGAGCAAGUCCGGGAAAAAGAAAAAGAAGAAGAAAGAGAAAGCUUUCGAUGCCCUUCGCACGAUCUUCGGAGGAGGGAAGGAAAGCUCCGACGAGGCCUCCUUGCUCCCACCUCUCAAAAAGAAAAGCGAUCGCCAAGAAGGAUCAGUGCUCGAGCUCCUCGUGGAACAGGUGGAGAUGCGCCUCAACGAGUUGUCAGGCUCCGGAGAACACAGCAAUGCCCUGAUGCAGGGGACGAAGAUAGUGACCUACUGGCACUCACUCACCCAAGGAGGGGGAGUGAGUCAACAGACUCGAGACGGCCGCGAAUUGUUCCUCAUAGCAAACUGCAUCGACCUUCUCCGAGUAGGCCGCCUUGGCCGCCUCGGGGAUGCGCUGGCGGCUCGGUGGUUUGCUCUGGAGCAAGCACAGUUGGACCAAGGCUGGUCGGCAGCCAAGCAUUUGGAGCUGUACUCACCGGAGCACUUGACAGCGGCGGGACCGGCCAUCACGCUGGCUGCCAGAAAGUAUUCGAAGCUGAUGGACAAGGUGGCCGCCACAGACGAGAAGAAGACCAAGUCUUGGGGAAAGGGCCGCAAAGGCCAAAACGCCGGAGGCUGGCAACCCGCCGAUGCCUGGCAGGCGAAAGGAGGAAAAGGCAAAGGCGGGAAGCACCAGAAGGACGACCAGUGGGGCAAGUGGCAACAGGACGGGCGCGGGAGCUGGAAGAAGCAGAACUGGCCCGGGAACUGGAAGAAGGCACACCAGCAGGAGGACAAGGAAAAGGAGUUGCCGAGGCUGCAGGGAAAGGUCCACAUUCCUCAGAGUGAACAGCUGCCAGUAGCAAGAGAGUUGGUUAGGCUGUUGACCUUCAAUGUGGGCUUCUCAGGUUCAGAACUGGGUUUCUUGGACAGCGAGCACAGAAGUAAGAGAUGGUUCUUGUCGUGUCAGGUCCUUCCAAUGGGCUGGUCCUCAGCCGUGGGAGUGAUGCAAGAGGUAAAGGCCUACAUUGCGUGUGACAUUCACAAGCCUAGCAACCGUGUUUGUGCGCGGAGGUGGCCCAACAUGAUCUUCUGGGAAGAUGUCAAGACGCUGUCUAAGAGUGUUCUCGCUGAGCUGUUGGCGGGGGUCGGUGACUUUGAAGAGCUUCACGGAGUGGCUAAGUUUGUUGGCUGGCUAGACCCUCAACUGUUGUUUCAGCGCAUGGGCCUCCCACCUGGUCUGGGGUUGCGAAGCGACUUGAUCUGCCCGCUGCAGACGGGGUUUGAGAUCCCUACGCGAGCCGGGCCUGAACGGCUGGCGGCUGAACGACGGCGGCUGCGCGGCCGGCUGAGUCUGUUAGACCGUGCCGUCACCAUUAAGACCCGCAUCCGUUAUUUCGUGGCAGUCAGCCAAGUAGUUGAGAGGCUAGAGCACACCCGGCUCGACAUUGAUGAAUUUAUGAUGCAGUGGGUUGAUGAACGCUACCUUGCAGGGGCCAGCAUCACCAGCGUGGCUGACACUCUGUCGGGCCUGCACCACUAUUUACCGUGGUCCAAAGGUCGUCUCAGAGGUGCUUGGAGGAUCUACGGCCUAUGGAGGAAACUCGAACGACCACGACAAGCACCGCCCUUUCCGAUUGAGGUCGUUGAAGGCCUCGUUGGGAGGUGCGUCAUGGUUGAAGACCUCAGGCUGGCCCUGUGCCUUUGCCUAGGGUUCUGGGGGAUGUUACGGACUGGCGAAAUCUUUGCCGUUCGGUUUCGUCACCUUCUGAUCUCCCGUACCAACAUGGUGGUCCGUCUUGGAGAGACCAAGACUGGAGUGAGACGACAGGUUGACGAAAACGUAGUGACCACCCAUGGCCCGACUAUUUUGAUUGCCCGCACGGUUUCCGACAUCGUCUCCUCCCGGAAUGAGAAAAUUUGGCCCAAUUCGUCCGCGGAGUUUCGUACGGCUUUUAAACGGCUUCAACAGUUUUUCCGUUUGCCCUCUUCGUUCAGGCCCUACUCCCUCAGACGAGGGGGAGCUACGGAGGACUUCCGGCAGCACGGCCUGAUGGAAAGGUCCCUAUUGCGGGGCCGGUGGGGCUCUUCGUAUGCUGCCAGGCAAUAUAUUCAGGAAGGGCUUUCCAUGUUGACCAAGCUUUCACUUUCCCCCCGCACCCUUGCCCUUUUGGCUUCUUAUACUCCUUUGAUGGCCACCCCUUAA